AUGCACGAUGAUGAGACGAUACACUCGAUGAUGGAUGACGAUAACAGCUCAAAUGAAACAUCAGCCGAAAAGCAACGGAUCAACGCAACGAUACCGACCAAAGGAGACCAGCGGUAUUCCGCAGCAUGCUCUGGAACGCUGACUGCCGAACCUUGCCGCAGCUUCGCCGCUACUACGACGCAGCAUGACGUGCCCUGGAUAGCUGAGAUUUCAAUCAAUCUUGCUGUGCCUUUCCAGCGUCACGGUGUGUCCAAUAGGAGCAAGAUGCCCAACACCCUCUUCAGCGCUAUUGCCGCCGCUAUUCGUGCCGCCGCGUUACAUUAA
Molecule: messenger RNA, 324 nt
Organism: Trichoderma virens Gv29-8
Lineage: Eukaryota; Fungi; Ascomycota; Sordariomycetes; Hypocreales; Hypocreaceae
Exons: 1
Coding region: 1-324 (107 amino acids)
Source: RefSeq, a predicted model, not a curated record